CUUUUUAUUUUAUUUUAUAUUCUCUCCCUUAUAUAUCUACCACCAGCGGCAAAGCGGGUAACUUUACUUUUACCCUCUGCCUUCGUCUUUCACCCCCUUUUCCUGCAAACACUCCAACACAACCCAAAACGAGUCGGGUGAAUGACCCGAAUAUAACCCUAAGAAGUAAAUUGCAAUUGGCGGGAAAAACCAACAAAAUCUAGAAGUUAAACCGAUAGUUGGUUUUCACAGUCGGAAAUUCCUUUCCAAGAUUCGCAUAUGAAAGUCAUAUUCAAAUGGACGACGUAAAGAUCCUCACGGUCUCCGAUCUACUCCGCUACGGUCGUCCCCACACCGGAUCAUCAUCUUUCAGCCCUGCGAUCGUCUCUCAUCAAAACCCUAAUCCAUCCCCUGACCCGGGCCUGUCCAGUUCAAAUCCUAGCCCUAAUCGUAAAGCCCUGACCCCCUUGGAUUGCCCUGCUGUUAUCGUCGGAACCCUAAGACUCCCAACCUUAACCCUAAAAUGUCCCCAAGAAAACUGCCUUGAAUUCUCUGACGACGAUUCCUCCGCCAUCUGCUGCGACAUUAUAGGACUUGAUGAUCUCAGUAUCAUCGGUAAGAAAAUCCACGUUCUUACCUGGAAUUUCAUUCCUUCUAAGCACCUUAGUGGCGGAUUCUUGGAAAUUGUUAAAUGGAAGUUACCUGACUCGUUUAAGUUACCUGAAUUUCAUUCGAGUCACGGGCUGAAUCAAUGUUCCAGCUUGAUAAUAGAUGAGUUUAAGUUAGUUUCGAGUUCUAUUGAAUCCAAACCUAGCAACGCUAAGACCUAUCAAAUUCACGGCGCUUUAGAAUCAGUUAGUCCUGUUUCUGUUGUUCCAUGUUCAGUUAACAAUUCAAGUUCGAGCAAUUCAAUGAAUCUUCGAGGUUUUCUUGUGAGAGUUAUGACCUGUGAAUGCAAAUUGUGUCGUUCUAAAGAGUCUAUCAAGGUUUUAUAUGCGGAAGCAUGUUGUCAUUCUUUUACUGAACCAGUGUUUGUAUAUUUUUGUGAGUCUGCUUGGUGUUGGCAUCCUGUGAUGACGAAGCUUACUGGGAAUAUUAUUACAAUUUCGGGUUUGAAGAAGAAGUUGGUUUUCAUGGGGAAGCAGGGCUCGGAUUUGAUGUUUGUUACUGCAGAGAACUCGGUUUUGCAUCUGCCUAAACUGUUGAAGAAAUGGGUUCCCCUUUCAUGUAAUGCUGUUAAGGGAAAUGGUAAGUGUGGUUCGUAUACAGGCAUUGUCAAUAAUGUUUAUAUGCAAGGAAUGGUUGUUGAGCUGGACAAAGAAGUGUGGCUUUUACUAACUGAUCAGUUACUCAUGCCACCACAUAGUCUUAGGGUUGGCGCAGUUAUCUCAGUUAUAAAUGUCCAUUUCGUGAAUCCAAAAUUUUCUUGGGCAAAAUUUCUUGUUCUUGGGGCUUGCUUCAGAACCAGCAUUAAAGUAGAAUCAUUCUCACCAUAUAAGACAGGGUGUCCUAUAUUGUCUCAAAAACAAAGCCAGUUGGGGAAGUUCAUUGAGUCUUUAGCAUUUUCUACGAGGCUGUGGGUACUACUUAUUGUUUCAUGUUUCCAGAAAAAGUUUUCUGGGAUAUUAUCUGGAGAGAAGAUUUUGGGAUCAACACAUAAGGAAGGACUGGUUCAAGCAUUUGCUAGCUCACAUGUACCUUCAUCAGUGUUUCGAGCUCGGUGUGGUGUAUUAAUGGAAUUCAGUAAACAUGAAUCAUGUGACUGUGCUACUGAACCAUAUCAUGGCAACCUGAAGCUGGUGGUACCUAUUUCCAGUUUCAUCCAUCAUUGUGAGGCCAUUUGGAUAAAGGCAGUGCUACCAUUGGAUAAUGUCCAACCUAGGUCAUGUGGGGGGAAAUCUUAUCUGCCAUCACAAAGGAAGACUUUCAAGAGUGAAGACUUGGGUAUUGUUUUGGUAGGAAUGUUAAAGAUAUGUCCAUCUUCUGGAAGAUUGCAAUUGGUUGACAUGACUGGUAGCAUUGAUGCUAUUAUACCAGACCUUCCAUCAAAUUGGAAUCCUAAUAGCAUAUUUGAGGUAAUUGAUUACAGUCUAACUGUGGAAGGAAUGCCUGAAUCAGUCAAUUCGGAGUUUCAUAGUAAUGACUUAUUCUCAUGCAGAAGUAUCUUCCAGUGCUUCCCAUCAGCAAGAAAAAGAAACUUAAAAAUAUUUGUCUACUUUCACCUGUGUAAUGCAACAUGCAGAAAUCUUCUCAUUUAUGCAGCAGUAGACUGCCAGAACGAAUUGAAUGAAAUUGAAAAUGGAACAUUCCAUCUUAUCCACAUAACCCGCAAAUUUCCUUUGUUGCAGAAGUUUAAAGGUCAUUCAAUAUUAUCAAAGAGGUCUGGUGUGUUUGCUGAGGCUAUAGUCUUACCAUGGUAUUUGUUACUUGCUGGAAAAGAUGGAAGUGUGCGUCCAUAUAAGGAUUCCAGAGAUUAUGCUGAUGGUAACUACAUAGAUCAUGCUCUUAGUAAGAGGCGCAAGACCGAUGGUGCAUCUACUUGUGUGACUCCAGGUCUCGGGGACAAUUUUGGAAGUGCUAGCUUUGGAAAAAACACUUCUUUAAGGGAAACCUCUGUAGAUCAGAGUUGUCUGAGAAUGAGUUUUUCUCAUGAAAUUCCAUGCUUGGCUACCAUACGAGGUGUUAAUAAUAUUAUCUUUACUAGGUCAGGGAGAUUGUGUACUACAAAGGCCAAUGCAAAGAUUAAAAUUUAUGAAGAAAGUGCAGAGAAAAACUUGCUGGAGUUCACAUCUGAGAGUGAUUUGAAGUAUCAGUUGUUGCAGAUUGGUGGUUUUUACUUAAUGAAGCACCAUUUGAAAGAUCCUCUCUGUAAUAUUAAGAAGGAUGAUAAAGUUCUUAUAACAUCUGGAACAUAUUUUCGAAGCCUUUCAUUGUCUCCUGAGUUUCUUACCACUGAUAAAUCAUUGCAUGAUUCUUCCCUAUGUGAUGAUGAAGUCUUUACAAAAGAUCAAGUAUUGAGGGUUGCUAGUGAUUCUUCAGUUUCAGAUGUUCAUCUUCAUGUCUCUUCAAGUUUAACAGGUUUUCGGGAAAUAAAUACAAAGGAACUGGGAAAAGGCCUUAAUGUGCCGGGUGCAAACCUAGGGGAGAACUCUAGUCUUUCUCCGGGCAUUGAGACCAUAAUUGUUGCAAACCUCGAGGAGAACUCUGGUUCUCUUGGUUAUAAUUGCCUUUUUCCUGAGGGAAAUUUGACCUCUCUGUGUGGAGAUGUAAUAGCUGUCCACAGGUUUGACCAAGGUUCUUCUGACAUGCGUUCAAGCAGUGAAGACUUUGCUGAUCUUCCUCACUUCGGGUUUUCUAAUAGAACAUACAGAUUUUGCAUUCAUGUUUCAGUGGGCCAUCAAACCGUGAGGAUUUUUGGAUCUCUGUGCCAGAAUCUGUUCCCUACUGGGUUUGGGCCUGGCAUAAAUGCAACAUUUCAUCAAAUUCUUCAAUUCCGGGGCCCGAGUACAUUGAUGUUAACACCUGUAUCCAUCAUUGUGAUAAAUUCAAUUAGGGUAGUCAAUGAAGUAUACGGCAAAAAGUGUUCGCAUUUAUGGUCUUCAGAUAUGCACAAUGAAUCCUUCACAAAAAUGGCUGCAUCUUCUGUUUUAAUUUCUGAAUUGAUGCGGUGCUUGGAUGGCAAUCUAAAUCGAUUUCGCUGCAGAGUAGUUUCUGUUCAUGUCCUGGUUCUAGAGAAGAGGAACAGCAUAUGUGAUGACUUAAAAUCAAAUAUGUAUUCCAGGCCUCUUAGUGUUGACAUUCCACUUGCUUGCUUUAUAUUGGAUGAUGGAUCAUCCUCUUGGUGUUGCUGGGCCAAUGCUGAAAGAGCAGCAACCCUGCUGAGGCUGCAUGAAUACCCACUGUCUACCUUUGAAGCCAGCGGCUAUGGAGGGAGGUGGGUCAGGAUACAGAACACUGAAUGGACCUCCACCAUGUAUCAUCUUGAAAGAAUUUUAGAGAAGCAUCACAGGAUUACUGUCAAAAGCACUAGGUCAAUUUCAGAUUCUUUUGAUCAAGAUUUCACUGUUUCUGUUAGUUCAGGAAAGGCACUUAGUGGCUUGGAUGAGGACCUCUACCUUCUCAUAUCCUUAAUCUUCAAUGCUUGCAUCAAUACAUCCUGGACUGUUGUAGCUGGAGUGAUGGAUUCGAAUGCAGUCAACUUAUUAAAAGAGCACUUUCUUGAACUGGAGAUGUCAAUGCCUCCCAUGAAAAACUUAUGGGCCACAGAAGUUUAUCAUGUUAAUCAACUGACUGAGGCCAGAGAUAUGAUCCAAAAACUUAUAAACAAGUAACUCUCCAUGUGAGUACUAUUUUUUGUUCAAUGUAAUAUAAAUUCCUUGUCACCUUAAGGUACAUGGAUAAAUUAUGUAAAUGUUGUACUAGAUAUGGUGGCUAUGCCGGUAGCGGCAUCAGCUUUUUGUUGUAUAUAAUGUGGAAAGUCUACAAGAUAUCUGUUCAUAUUGCUUUAGAUUCAUGGUAAAACAUCCUUGAAUCAGUGUCUAAGCACUAGAUUCUUUGAUGUCCAAAAAUAUGAUAUUUUGCAUUUUAUAAUUUCAAUUUGGGUAUGUGGUCGUCAAUAUUCAUUUUGUUAUUAUAAUGUCUAGAAAUCUUUGUUCAUUUAAUGAACUCCCAGUGUUUUUAAAGGCAAUCCUAUCAAGUUUUGCGUUUACUUUCUUGGCUGUCAUAUUGCUAUUUAGGUAGUCUUAUGGGCUUUAAAAGAUUUUGAUUACUCUGAUGCUGUGGUAAACCAUUGUAAAGCUCGAAAACUGGUGAUCCUUACAUCAUGCUGAAAUUGCAAAUUCACCUUGUUAUUGAUCGAAGGUGAAUUUAUGAUGCACAACAACACAAAGAAUCUUGUUUAAUAAAUAAACCUGGAGGUGCAUUGUGCUUGUGCAUGUGCUUCUUACCAUGUCACUGAUGAUUUGAGUUAGUUAUCGAAAAUGAUUUUGCAGUUCUAAGGAAUUUAGCUGACAUCAUAUGACUUUAACUAUUGAAUGUCCCUCAAAAGUUUUGCCAAACUUUUCUGUAAUGUUGAAUUGCAUUCUGAGGAAUCUAAUGGAGUUGAAACCUUGAACUUUGGAAUUCAAUGACAGCUUCCUCUGCUGCCAGUGAACUAUGAAAGCAGAUGCCACUGGUGUUUUAUU
Messenger RNA from Durio zibethinus, 5162 nucleotides. It is a transcript of the gene CTC1, whose product is annotated as conserved telomere maintenance component 1. Gene Ontology annotation, biological process: positive regulation of DNA replication; telomere maintenance via telomere lengthening. Lineage: Eukaryota; Viridiplantae; Streptophyta; Magnoliopsida; Malvales; Malvaceae. Gene Ontology annotation, molecular function: telomeric repeat DNA binding; single-stranded DNA binding. The record is from RefSeq and is a predicted model, not a curated record. Gene Ontology annotation, cellular component: CST complex.